GCAGGCUGGCAUCGUUUUGUGCAGUCUGAAAUGCAGUUUGUUUGAGAGGUUGUUUGGAAAGCAGUUCUCCAAAACAGAAUGCGUCGAGGUUUAGACGUGCCUUGGAGGAUUUAGUGUUGAUCAACUCUCCUAUCUGUGGCUUGGUACACUGCAUAGACUACUCGCAGCGUGGAUUAGGCGUCCCGGGACCUCGCGUCCCGGAGAAGAAUAGAAUUUGAUCAUGUUUGAGAAAUCCUUGAGUGAUUUGGUUCGUGGAAUCAGGAAUAAUCGCCACAAUGAGAGCCGUUAUAUCUCCAGUUGUAUUGAGGAGAUCAAGGGCGAGUUACGGCAAGAUAACAUGACCAUGAAGGCUAAUGCCGUAGCAAAGUUAAUAUAUUUACAAAUGUUGGGCUAUGACAUUAGCUGGGCAGCGUUCAACAUCAUCGAGGUCAUGAGCUCUUCCAAGUUCAUGUACAAGAGAAUGGGGUACUUGGCGGCUUCACAAUCGUUUCACGAAGACACGGAUGUUCUUAUGCUGACCACCAACAUGAUCCGAAAGGACUUAUCAAGUCAGAAUAUGUACGAUGCGGGCGUCGCACUCACUGGCUUGUCAUGUUUUGUCAGCACAGACCUUGCACGUGACUUGGCCAACGACGUGAUGGCACUGAUGUCCUCGACUAAGCCGUAUUUGCGCAAGAAGGCCAUUCUUCUCAUGUACAAGAUCUUUUUGAAGUUUCCCGACUCACUUCGUCCAGCGUUUCCCCGUCUGAAAGACAAGCUUGAGGAUGCUGAGCCUGCUGUCCAGUGUGCUGCAGUCAAUGUUAUCUGUGAGCUGGCACGUAAGAAUCCAAAGAACUACUUGUCACUGGCGCCGGUGUUCUUCAAGCUGAUGACUAGCUCUGGCAACAACUGGAUGCUCAUCAAGAUCAUCAAGCUUUUUGGUGCGCUGACGCCAUUGGAGCCACGUCUUGCCAAGAAGCUGGUAGACCCACUCACCAGCCUGAUUCAGAGCACAUCGGCCACAUCACUCUCAUUUGAGUGUGUGAACACAGUCAUCUCAGGUCUUCCCAAUCAUCUGCCUUCAAUACAGCUCUGCUCUGGGAAACUUCGUGAGAUGAUCGAGAACGACGCUGACCCCAACUUGAGAUACCUCGGUCUGCGCGCCCUUGGUCAGAUUCUCAAACACCAUCCUAAAGUCGUACAAGCUCACAAGGAUUUGAUUUUGGAGUGCUUGGACGGACGUGACGAGUCCAUUCGACUUCGUGCCCUCGAUCUUCUCUCCGGCAUGGUUUCCAAGAAGAACAUUGUUGACAUUGUCAAGAAGCUUAUGGCGCAUAUGGACAAAGCCGAGGGCCAAGUCUAUCGUGAUGAGGUUCUUAGCAAGGUUGUUGAUCUCUGCACUCAAUCCAACUACCAGUUUGUCACCAACUUUGAGUGGUACAUAACUGUGUUAGUGGAGCUGACAAGGAUGGAGGGCACACGCAAGGGACGCCUCAUUGCCAACAGCAUGAUGGACGUGGCCAUUCGCGUCAAGUCUGUACGGCCGUUUGCCGUGCGUCAAAUGGCGGUACUGCUGGAGAACUCUCACAUUCUGAAGGGCUCAGGUCUGCGCAAUGGUAUCUGUGAAGUGCUCUAUGCAGCAGGCUGGAUCUGCGGAGAAUAUGCCAGUUUGUUGCCCAAUGCCCGUACUGCGUUGGAAACGAUGCUGAAGCCACACUGUAGCGCAUUGCCAGGUCACAUCCAGGCGGUGUUCGUGCAGAACAUUCUCAAGCUCUACGCAUUCAUUCGCAAGAAGGGUGCUGAGGAGGAUGACAACGAUGAUGCGGAAGAAGUGCUGCAGUUAUUGGACGAUGCACUGCCCAUGUACGUACAAGCCAGUGACCUGGAAGUGCAGGAGAGAGGCUGUGCAGCAGUGCAGCUCCUGAAGUACAUCCGCCGCUUGGAAGAGAAAGACACUGAUGUGACAGAAGAGUUCUUUGCUCUGUUUGACGGUGAGAUGAACCCCGUUGCUCCGAAAGCUCAGAAGAAGGUCCCAGUGCCAGAGGGCUUGGACCUGGAUAAAUGGAUCAAUGAUCCGCCAUCGGAGAGUGAGGAGGAAGUAGAUGCCGGCGCAGCUUUCUUCGGCGGCGGCAGUAGUGCUUCGGCGGCAGCAGCCGUAGACGUCAAGGAGGAAGUCAAGCCGAAGAAGUCCAAGAAGGAAGAGAGGGAAGAAGCGGAAGAGGAUGAAAAGAGACGUGAGGCACGUCGCCAGGCUAAACUCUCCAACCCUCACUAUCUGCCAAUGUCUGCACCAAUAGCAUCACCAGCAUCAAAGAGAGAUUCCGGUGCCGGUCUGAUUGUAGAAGGUAUACCCGUCACAACGUUGCAACUGGAUGUGCCACUCACACUAGAAAUUUCAGAACCCGUCACCGGCAAGAAAGGCAAAAAGGGAAAGAAGGGAAAGAAAGGCAAGAAAGGACGAGGACGUGGUGAUGAUGAUGAGGAGGAAGUUGUUCGUCGUGCUGACAUUGUGGUGGAGGAGGACAUGCCAGAGAAUGCAGCGGACAGUGACAAGGAUGAUGGCUCAUUAGCUGUGGAUGACCCCCAUCGUGCACUGGCUGAAAUCAGUCUAGACGAGCCACUUCGCGAUGACGAAGUGCUGCCAGUCCGUCAACACAGGGUGGUUCUUGAGCAUCCCGAGGAGAAAGCGGAGAAGAAAAAGAAGAAGGGCAAGUCAGAGAAGGAUGGGAAGAAAAAGAAAAAGAAGAAGCAUGCUGACGACGACGAAGAGGAUGAGCCUGCUGCUGCCGCAGCUGUGGAGGAACCAAUGGAAUUGAUCCCUGGUUUCUCAGAAGGUGCUACCGCAGCGCCAGCAGCAGCAGUGGCCGAUCCACCAGCAGCAGAAGGCAAAAAGAAGAAGAAGGGCAAGAAAACGAAAGGUGCUGAAGCAGUAGCAGCAGCGUCUGCAGCGGCCGCAGCUCCAAAGGAACCUACGGUGGAUGACCUGGACUUCUGGCUGACAUCAAGUGAUGCCCCAGCACCGGCUGUAGCAGCACCUGCACCCGCUGCCGCAGCUCCAGUUGCAGCAGCAGCAGCAGCAGCAGAGCCCGAGAAGAAGAAGAAAUCGAAGAAAGCUGCAGAGAAGGAGGAGAAGGGCAAAAAGAAGAAGAAGUCUAAGGCAGCGGCUGCAGCAGUCACAGCUGAUGUAGCUGUAAAUGGAGAUGAGGAGCUGGUAGCGACUGCGGCAUCACCUGCCCUACCACCCACCGUUCCUUACAAUGACCUAGCUAAGGACAAGAACAUUGAGCUGACGUGUCAAAUGCGAGUCGGAAACAACCAGGCCUUGGCAUCAGUCAUUUUCCGUAACCUGACAGCGCAGCAGAUGAUCAACCUCGAGUUCAAUGUCCUGGACUCACUCAAUGUCAAGAUGAUCAGACCGAUGGGCACACCAACUCAUGAAGGCAUUCGUGUCCCAUUCCAGCUUCCAGCCGGCUCGUCAAAUGAAGCCCAGUUUGCCUUUGUGGUGGAGAGUAUAGUUGUGCCACAGAAACUCCGUGGCACACUGACGUACAUGGUGAAGGGCGAGGAUGGUGCUACGAGUAACAAGAUUGACUUCAAGCUACCGAUGCCGUGCUCGUCGUUCAUCAUGGCCAUGCCAAUGACAAGCAAGAUGUUCGCAACACUGCUUGCUAGUGGAGAUCUUUGUGAUGCCAAGUCUUCCAAGUUUCCCUACAAGGCAACGCCGGAUUUCAACUCAGCUCUGGCUGCGGUCUGUGGCAGUAUCCAUCUUGCUGUUGUGGAACAAAUGGAUGGCAGUGCAUCGCUACAUGGCAACUCACUGCAACAACAUCAUAUCUGCAUGCUCAUCAAACAUACGGGCAAUACAUUGACUGUCAACGUCAAGUGCUCCGACUCAACGCUGGCAUCUAAUCUGCUGGACGAGGUACGCACCCUGAUCUAGACGCACGACACUAGCUGCAUGUGCUACUCGUCGUUCAAGUGGCUGUGACUUCCUCUCUGCCUGUUUUUGUCUAGUCGUCUGGUCGUGAAACCUUUUUUACUGCUCUUCAUCGCCACCGCUGUCUGUCCAUAUGCCUUCGUCUAGUUUACCUCGCUGGUUGUUGUUGUUUUCAUUUAUUUUUGACUACUAUAAUGAUAAUAAUAAUUGACCCGUUCAUGAAACAGUAUUUACCUUUGUUGUUAGCAAAACGUUUGUGUGCUAUCAUGAUACAAACCCAUGGUCUGCCUCCUCCCCCUUGCCCAUAGCCUAUGUGUGCUAGCAUGAUUUGUAUCUUUUCCAUUAGUUUCUUCAUUUCCUUGCAAUAUAUACCGAGUUGCUCGUGUCUGCGUUGCAGUGUGAUGCGGCGAGUGGUGAUGACGUCACCCCACACUAUGCCUGCCUGCCCAUACUGGUACUGCACAUGCAUUCGCUCAGAGAUUCUCUAUAUCACUAUCGACGGCACGUAGCACGCGCGCACGGCGCGACAUGGCAGGCAAGCGCCAUGCACAUUAUGCUCAGUGCUCAGUGCUCUGUGCUCACUAUUCCUAUACUAACAUUAGACCUUGGUGUUGUUGUUCUUCUUCUUUUUUUUUGUUGCGAUUGUCUUUUUCGCCAUGCAUCGUUAUACUCCAUGUCAUCUGCCACUUGCUUGCCUGGUUGUUUGUUGUGACUGCACAACUCAGUAUACUGUUUGUUGUGACUGCACAACUAUACUACUGAUUUCUCAUGUUCAAAGUUUGCUCCCCGUGUUUUUUAGCGAGUGUACGUGUGUUAUGCCAUACACACUCUGUUAUUGCUUGCCGGGCAUUUUGAUCGGCCUUUUUCUAUACUUUCUUUGACUGAGAAAGUGAGAAUUCUGAGUGCAUUGUAUGAUAACUGU
Sycon ciliatum is the source of this 4838-nucleotide messenger RNA. RefSeq names its product AP-3 complex subunit delta-1-like. The transcript is spliced from 40 exons. The coding region runs from base 221 to 3919 and encodes 1232 amino acids. Gene Ontology annotation, cellular component: membrane coat; AP-3 adaptor complex; endosome membrane. Gene Ontology annotation, biological process: Golgi to vacuole transport; protein targeting to vacuole; intracellular protein transport. Lineage: Eukaryota; Metazoa; Porifera; Calcarea; Leucosolenida; Sycettidae. The record is from RefSeq and is a predicted model, not a curated record.